Messenger RNA from Priapulus caudatus, 789 nucleotides. Its product is annotated as beta-4C adrenergic receptor-like. The transcript has a single exon. Bases 1 to 789 code for a protein of 262 amino acids. Gene Ontology annotation, biological process: G protein-coupled receptor signaling pathway. Gene Ontology annotation, molecular function: trace-amine receptor activity. NCBI's taxonomy places the organism in Eukaryota, Metazoa, Priapulida, Priapulimorpha, Priapulimorphida, Priapulidae. The record is from RefSeq and is a predicted model, not a curated record. Gene Ontology annotation, cellular component: membrane.
AUGUGGCCGGCACACAAGCUGAUCGCAAACUUGGCUGUCACCGAUUUUUUCAUGGGCGUGCAAGGAACCUUCGUAUCACCAACGACCUUUCUAAUCGAAUUCCCGCCAAAGAUCAUAUGCCUUGGACACUUCAGUUUGGUUACGCUCUGGGCCCUUUCAUCAACAAACUCUCUCAUUGCCAUCAACGUAGACAGGUACAUUGCAAUAUCGCGACCGUUACACUACUACCAGAUCGUCACACCGCGCGUUAUCUUAGUAAUGGUAGUUCUCGCUUGGAGCUUUGCCUUCUUCGCAAGCGUGAUGACUCUCAUUGGCAACCGCUGGCAGCCGGAUCAACCGUGCAUGUAUGACACCGUCACGAGUAGAACAUCUCUCAUCUGUAGCUCGCUAGUUAUUGGUACGUGUGGCGUCGCCAUCAUCUCCAUCUACGCUUACAUGAUGAUAAUUGCCAGGCACCACCAGCAGCAGAUCCACCAGGAACCGUGCAACAGCGGUUUGCAGGAAGCAGGAGCGACCGGAAAAUCUUUCUCUGUUGAGCUCGCCAAGCAUCUGAAGCUUGCCAAGACGUUUGGCAUCGUCGUCGGCGCUUUCUUCGUUUGCUGGGCUCCGUAUUUCAUCCUGAUGCUGCUGAGCGUCGCCGACGUCUACCACGACACGGUCGGCGUGGCGCGAGGCCUCGGCUACCUGCUGGCGUACUCAAACUCUUGCAUGAACUUUUUCAUAUAUGCUUCAAAGAGCAGUCAGUUCCGUGCCGCCUUCCGGGCGAUGUUGCCCUCGCGUGGACGCUAG